UAAAUCCCAGUAGAGGCAGCAGUGCCAAAGAGCAAAGAGCUCAAUGAGUCGCCAUAGUUGACUUAGACAGAUUAACCCCAAAAAGAAUCCCAAAAUCAUCUCUAGAGAGAGAAGACCAAAACGAGGAGACUUAACAAAAAAACACUUCCAUCGUUCACUACUAAUCAUCGUCCUAAUUCGACGCCGGCGGUUACAAAUCGGAGAGAUACUCUCUGAUUCCACCGUCUCGGUCAACAGAUCUAGGAAGGAAGUUAGGGUUAUUUGUUUUUUGGUUGUGUUAGGAGAAAUGCACAAGUAGAGAGAAUAGAAUGGAUAGAGGUAAUAAUAACAACAACAACAUGAAUAGAGGAGCCAAGAGGAGUUUGGAUAGUAACGGUGGUGGGGGUGAUGAUGGUGAUCAUCCUGAACGUAAACGUCCUGCUCUUGCUAGUGUGAUUGUAGAGGCUCUGAAAGUAGACAGUUUACAGAAGCUUUGCUCCUCUUUGGAACCUAUUCUCCGCCGAGUUGUCAGUGAGGAAGUGGAACGUGCUUUGGCGAAAUUAGGACCUGCUAGGCUUACUGGAGGUUCUGGGUCUGGGUCUUCUCCAAAGCGAAUUGAAGGUCCAGAUGGCAGGAACCUACGGUUGCAGUUCAGGUCUAGGUUAUCUCUUCCGUUAUUCACUGGGGGAAGAGUAGAAGGAGAGCAGGGUGCUGCAAUCCAUGUCGUCUUGAUUGAUGCCAACACUGGCCGUGCUGUGGUAUAUGGUCCUGAGGCUUCUGCCAAGCUUGAGGUUGUUGUCCUUGAGGGUGACUUCAACAAUGAGGAUGAUGAAGGCUGGACACAGGAAGAAUUUGAAAGCCAUGUCGUGAAAGAGCGUCAAGGAAAGAGACCGUUGCUGACUGGAGAUUUGUAUGUUACUCUCAAGGAAGGAGUUGGAACUUUGGGUGAGCUGGUUUUCACUGAUAACUCGAGUUGGAUUCGGAGUAGGAAGUUCAGGCUUGGUUUAAGGGUUUCUUCUGGGUGUUGUGAUGGCAUGCGCAUACGUGAGGCUAAGACGGAAGCUUUCAUUGUUAAAGAUCACAGGGGCGAAUUGUACAAGAAGCAUUAUCCACCUGCUCUGAAUGAUGACGUGUGGAGAUUGGAGAAGAUUGGUAAGGAUGGUGCAUUCCAUAAGAAGCUUAAUGGUGCCGGAAUAGUCACUGUAGAAGACUUUCUGAGAAUAAUGGUCAGGGAUUCUGCAAAAUUGCGUACUAUUCUCGGAAGUGGAAUGUCGAACAAAAUGUGGGAUGCACUAGUAGAGCACGCUAAGACGUGUGUCCUGAGCGGUAAGCUUUAUAUCUACUAUGCUGAGGAUUCGAGGAAUGUCGGCGUUGUGUUCAAUAAUAUCUAUGAGCUAAGUGGUCUCAUUUCCGGGGACCAAUACUACUCUGCUGACUCACUUACUGAAAGCCAAAAGAUAUAUGUUGAUGGGCUGGUGAAAAAAGCAUAUGAUAACUGGAACUUAGUCAUAGAGUAUGAUGGAAAAUCUCUGAUAGACAUGAAGCAGCCUCAGAGGUUGGGUAUUACUCAAAGUGAUGAGGCAAAUUACUCAACUGCUGCCAUUAACCAUCCAAUGCAGAUGGCAGGGCAUUCAUCCUCAGUGCCGGCUAAUCAACCUCCAGUGCUUUCUGAUUUUGCUAUUGGAGGGUAUGAUCAAACUAUGGCAACAAGGUAUCCUCCACAUCCCCAGCUUCUAGUCUCCAACCCGAGAGCACAGUUUGAGGUUGCUUCGGGCGCAACAACGCAGGAUCAGCUCAUGGUAAAUCUACAUCAGGGUCAAAGCUCCAUGAACAAUCAAAACAUGAACGGUAUGCUUGCUCUCGGUCCUCCACAGUCAUCCACGAGUGGGUACCAAAACAUCAGUACUUCUUCAGUUCACCAGACAAAUCUCAAUCCUUUUGAAUUCUGGUCGAACCACCGCGAGAGAGGAGCAGAAGAUUUCUUCUCAGAGGAAGAGAUCCGACUCAGAAGCCAUGAAAUGCUCGAGAACGAGGACAUGCAACAGUUCCUCCGCCAAUUCAGCAUGGGAGGAGGAGGUAAUGGCUCUGCCACGCAUUUGCCGGAGGAUGGAUAUACAUUCCCGUCGUUUCUACACACGCCAAUGCAAGGUUAUGAUGAAGACCGUGGUAGAUCAGGCAGAGCUGUUGUUGGGUGGCUUAAGAUAAAGGCAGCAAUGAGAUGGGGUUUCUUCAUCAGGAGGAAAGCUGCUGAGAGGCGAGCACAACUUGUAGAGCUGGAUGAUGACGACGAAGAAUAGUCUGGUCAUUCUUCAUCAUGAUCGUGUACCGUACCUUCAUGAUGAUGGUAACAACACUAAUGACUCAAACAGUGUUUACCAAAUGGAAACUGACUCCUGAGGCAGCAGUGCGAAUGGAGGUGAAGGGACACGGGUAUUGUGUAAAAGGAGUGUACAGUUAGACUCAGUGGAUGUGUGUGUAUGAAGCAGGAGACUUCUAAUAUGUUUGAUAGACUCUCAUUUAGACAUUAGCAUUCUUAAGAACUGAUUUUGCAGUCUUAACAAGUAGAAUCUAUGUCUUUCUUUCUAUUUGAUACUCAAAACACCAAUGUUAUGUUUCUAUGAUUCUUGCUUGAUGAUUAUUAGUUGGUUGUGUUCUGAGAAAUUUUUAACUAUCUUGGCCGGAGUUUAUGAUAAUACUAACACCUUUGAUGAC
Eruca vesicaria subsp. sativa (arugula) is the source of this 2691-nucleotide messenger RNA. The record is from the annotation of a GenBank genome assembly. NCBI's taxonomy places the organism in Eukaryota, Viridiplantae, Streptophyta, Magnoliopsida, Brassicales, Brassicaceae.